AUGUUCAACAGUGACUGCAGAGAAGAUGGAAGAACAGUGUGCUGUUGCAAAAGUGACAAAAGUUAUUGCCGUAUGUUGCACGUAACAAAUUAUAUUCUUGCACUGAUAUUUGAAAAUUAAAAAACAAAAAAACAAAGCGAGGGUUUUAGAAGAUAGGAUCGAACGCCAGUUAAGUGAGCAGUCAUAAGAAUAUAUAUAAUUAUCUUUAAUUUUUUUUUGUUUUUGUCGUGCUUAUCAGCCUGUUGUAAGAACGGGAUAGUAACCAUAAACUAUUGGUUUUCAACUGAUAACUUCGGUAUGUAAACUUUUUUUACUCGUCUCCAACGUGGUGAUGGUAGCUAUACUUCUAUAAUAAUGUCAUUCUCGGAGACCCAGGGGCAGUCAGUCGGGUCGGGAGAAAAGGCGGGACGAAAGUUUUCAAGUAAGGGCGAAAGAGUUCCUGGGUACCAACUCUCACCGAACUAUUUCCAAAAACUCAAGCGGCUGGCGGCUAGUGAUUGGGCACACAAAAUGCUUUGUAUUAUUGUGCCCAAUCGGCGAACAGCUUCGCCUGAGUUCUUUUCAUGAGUUCGUACACGACAGCUAUUGUCUCGCCACACAUGCCGAGCUCGUUCACCAAGCUUGUGCGUGCAAGGGAAACUUUUUUUUCUACUUUCCUAUCCAGAAACGAAGGAACUACGGAUGAGUCGAAAAAAACGUUUGGGAUGCUAUGAGCAGGAGCAAUUGAAUUUGCCCCGAGAAUAUUCUGUUUUUGACGGAUCAAAAUGUAUCGUAAAAUAAUAGGAAGUUUAAGAUGUGGCGGCGACAAGAAAGUCAAAUAAGCAAUAGCUUGACAAGGCAAAACAACAACUUUGCACGAGCAUCACGCUUUUUUGUACAUUUCUUUGCCGUCAACUGUACGACGUAACCCGUGAACAUGCCUAAUUUCACGUUUUGUGAAGGACGUAAACUGAAGCAAUGACAAAAUUCAUUCUCUUCAUGAACGUGGAUAUGGUUGUAGAAAUUCAGCUCCAGAAUAGUUCGCUUGAAUUAUUUGACAAAGUAAGCGAGCUGGAAUAAUCACGAUAGAGACUGAAAAAAGUAUGAAGUCACUUUUCCAUGCGACGUUUUCGUGGCAGUAAGCCGUCGUAGUAUCUUUUAAAAACUCUCUAUAAAUAUUUACGCAAGACGUGGCCGAUGCACACGUGAAUACCUGUUGCAAGCUGAAGCUCGUAUUUUUGGAAAAGCGUCUUUAGUUUUCGGCCAGACAGUCUUUUGAAAUCAGAUGGGUAUUUUAUAUCAAAACUGAAAAUUUCCUGACUGCGUGCAUUUCUUUGGUAUAUGAGACAGACAAGCCGUGAUCGAGACAAUAGCCGUCGUGUACGAAAACACGAAAAGAACUCAGGAGAUGUGUUCGUCGAUUGGGCACAAUAAUACAAAGCAUUUUUUGUGCCCAAUCAGGAGCCGGCAUCCGCUUGAAUUUUUGGAAAUGGUCCGGUGAAAGUCGGUACCCACGGGCUCUUUCGCCCUUACUUGAAAACUUUCUUCCCGCCUUUUCUCCCAACUCGACCGACUAUCCCUGGGUCUCCGAGGAUGUAAUUAUGUCUGAAUAGAGGUAUUUUGCACAUUAUUUUGGCGUGGGUGUCGGCGGGAAUCUCGAGUAGUUUAGAAUGGUCAAUUUACUCCUCUGACUGUCGAGUAACUGUGGAGUUAGGUCGAGUCUAUGACGUCACCGUCGCCUAUCUCUCUUUUUAUAUGGUAAAUACCGUCUAGACCUGUAUAACGAUAACACUGUCGAGUUAGUAUCAAGUCGUUCUUUUCACACGAAGUGAGGUUCUCUCUUAUAAAAGAGGAACAAUAGGCUUGUCCCAUUGUUUCCAGUAGUGUACUAUGUUGCAUUAUAAGCCCCGUAGGGGUAUAGGUAUAAGUAAAUCAUUAACAUUCAACUGCGUUCCUGCAUAUUAAUUUGGUAGUGUCGAUUAGGUAUAGGUAAAUCAUUAACAUUCACAUACCUUGUACUGUCGCAAUUUGUAAUACCUGUCGCGAUUUGUAAUAAAUCCAUCGCACUUUGUAAUACCUGUCGCAAUUUGUAAUAAACCGUGUCGCACUUUGUAAUAAAAAAGCUGUCGCAAUUUGUAACAACUGUCCAUCGCACUUUGUAAUAAACUAAGCUGUCGCAAUUUGUAAUAAUUCCAUCGCACUUUGUAAUAACUUUUUGAGAGUAAUUAAACUUACUUCGUCAACAUUAAUAUAACGCCAAAAUAUGCAUGGUACUUCAUAAACAAAGAUGGAGAUGACGUCUGCUAGCACGUAACAUCUCCGCUCAUUCAAACAUUUAACUUUAUUCACAGUCCUAAACAUUUUUUUAGAUUAAUGUUGAUUAGUUAUCUGACUUACGAAAUGCUGUAUUCUUGAACCUUGCUAUUGUACUAGGUGGCUUGCAUUCAAUGGUUACCCAGCGGGUGUACUUCCUUAUAUGGCCAAUACGGGGAUGUGUCUCUGGACAGAGCAUUGCCAGAGUAGAGGAUCUAGACAGAGCUAGACACACUAGACACAAACAAGCCAUUAUUAAAAAGCAUUUGAUUUCCGCUAAUCGUAACAUCCAUCCUACAUCAUUCGAAUAAGGACACAAGGAGAGUUCAAGUUUUCCUUGUUAGAUCUUAUAACAGGUUGACACAUCACGUGGUACACCGUUCUUGUCUAAUGAGCAAUCUUAAAGAAUUGAUAGUGGCUUCCAUAUUUUGGCCAACUAAAUCAAACGAGGCCUGGAAAGAUUCAAAAUGUUUACUGCAAAUAAAAAAAAAGGUCACCAGUGGCAAACCUUCGAACCACAACAGAAACUUAAGCACAAAAUCCAAUUAGUCGCUGGCCAAUACCUUCGUAUGUACCUGUUUUUGUAACACUCACUUGGGGUCUUACACUGAGCCGGCUGGGCAUUUGGUCCAUUAUUCUCACUUGAUUUGGUCCCAUAUAGGAACAAAAGGAGUACUCAUUCCAUCUUAAAACAAUUGUUUCCUGUAAGGAGUCCUCUAAAGCAAAUACCAUGGAGAUGGUAAAAAAUUAUCCUACCCUGCGUAUAUACAACUCGUAAGACCUUGCAAUUCUUCCGAGCGUGUUCUGGAUUACUGUUUUUCUACAAAAUGGAAAGGAUGGAAUAAACCAUCCAUUACUACUUGAGUUAAGCUAUCUAAGGAUCAAACCAAAGACACAAGGCCAACAACGCAAAAAAUGAUACCCUAUUAAAGGCUCGAGAUCCUCAAAAACCAUACCCUAUCAGGCGGUACUUACCUAUCUAGCCCAUCCAUAUAUGGGAUUAUCCCCCCCCCCCCCGCCGAAGACUUCACGUGUCACGUGGCAAGCAAACAUGGAUUUGGACGACGAAUGCCAGGUUAUUCAUGAAUUUUCUGUUGUUAAAUGUUGCCUUUCUGAUUUAAAUAUUUUUGAAUUUAAACGUGAUUCAUAUCUUUUUAGUGAUAUGUCACAGGAAGUUUCAUGUCUUUCAUAAAAGCGUUUCUAGUUAGUCACGUGAUUAAUCAAGGCAGAAAAAUUUAUAGCGGAAGAAAUGAAUGUUUGACCAAAGAAAAUGUUACGGACAUGUUACAUGGUGGCAGACGUCAUCAUGUUUGUUUAUGAAGUAGCAUGCAUAUUUUGGCAUUAUAUCAAUGUUGACGAAUUAAGUUGAAUCACUCUCAAAAAGUUAUUACAAAGUGCGAUAGAAUUAUUACAAAUUGUGACAGCUUAGUUUAUUACAAAGUGCGAUGGACUGUUAUCACAAAUUGCGACACCUUUUUUAUUACAAAGUGCAACACGGUUUAUUACAAAUUGCGACAGGUAUUACAAAGUGCGAUGAUUAUUACAAAUUGCGACAGUACAUACCUUCCUGCAUAAAAAUUCGGUAUAGGUUUCCUAAUGAGCGUCUCUCUUACGCAAUAGGAACAAUUAUAAGGCUUGCCUAUAGACUUGCCCGGUAAGUAACUUUAGUCGGUUUGUCAGAACGUCUAGUUACAAAAUAGGAGUAAUUCAGGAGCGAUCACCUGGCAACGCGAGAAACGGCUUAUGUCUUCUAUUUAGCGCUAAUAAUCGAAUAUAUAAACAAAACACACACAUUCAGAAAGUGGAGCUGAAAACUCUUUAUUUCAAUUUUGACUGACUAUUACAAAACCGUUUACUCCUUUCUAUCUCGAAGAAACGACUAAUUAUUGAAGUCUCAGCGCUUGGUGAGCUUAUUGCCUUGUUUCACGCGUUGUUAGUCACUUAAUUAUGCGAGUUAACAAGCCAAAGGUUGCAUACAAAUUGGCUCCACAGUAAAAACUUCAAGGCAAUACCUUGACUAUAAAAACAAAAAAAAAACAAUACAUUUAUUAAUAACUUAGCAAGGAUCAAUUGAGUUGUUCCUUUUAUUGUCUUGUUCGCCCUCAGGUUCAAUUUCUUCCUCAUCGUCCUCAUUAUCGCUCGCCAUCAAAUCAAUCCCUCUACUUUCAUCUUGGCUUUCUGCCUCUUCGCUUUCUUCCCCUUGUUCGCUGUCGAGUCCGCUUUUGUCAGACUCUACAUUUCCUUCUUGUAUAUCUACAGGUAUUUGCGCGAGUUGAUCUUCAUGCGUCUCACCAAGGUUUGGGGCAGAUGCUUGUUUCAGUGAUUGAAACAUGGGUGUGAACUGUUAACGGAGCAGAGGGGAACUUUUCAAGCUUAUCUUGGUGAGGUACUGGGUAAACUCUGUAAUAAACGCGUUUGGGUCGCCGUUAGACACGAAACAUUUGGGUGCUUGGUAAUCAGGCACGUUACAACUACGUAUGCUGGCACUCAAGGGUACAGAUUGCUACUUUAAUUUAUCUGUGUUUUUUUAAUUCUUGUGUUUUCUCCUUGUCACAGUAGCAUUCGAAAUUAAAUGUCGCUCGAUACGGAAAAUAGCGUGCUUCUUCAGGAACGACAAUGCCUUCUUUUUCUAGUUCUCGAAAAACGGAUUUUGGUAGUCGUGCUACACGCUACCCGGGUACUUGAGCUGCACUUUGCCGUCACAGGUCUUCUCGUGACGACUUCAACGGGACCCUUUCUUCCAAUAUUUACCGCAAUGGGAACAACAGAAGGAUCUAGAGUAACGCGCCAGAUCUUUGAUGUACGAGAAAUGGUAUUCGUACAAGUUUAGGUAAUGCUUAAUGGCAGUGCGGACGGCCGAUCAGUGUAGCGGCCGCGAUAUCAGAUUCAUUUUCUUCGUUGUCUUCUCUAUGGGUUUGAGUGAGUGCUAAGCUGUACACUUGGAUUUUCACUUUGUAUAAUUUUUCUACUUCGUCCAGUUCACUUAACUUUACACCAUGGAAUUUCUUUUUCUCUAAACUGACUCAACGUUAACUCAAAACAUGUGAAUAUUAAUUAAAGUAUAGGUUUUCUUAUCGACACUAAAUCGACAGUAAAGAGGAGUAAAUUGACCAUUCUAACCCACUAUCUCGUAUUACAUCACACAUGCUCCACCUCUAAAAACAUUUAAGAUUACGAUUUAACACUAGCUUAGUAUUUACCAAUUUUAUAUUCAUGGUAAAACAGACAGCGUUACAUUAAGUUUAAUACUCUAUGAUAAAGCUCGGGUAUGUUGAGCACUAGGCCACCAUUCCUCCUUUUUUCUCUCCUAUUUUACAUGUUUUCGUUUUACAGUUUGUUUUAGUUUUGAUUAUUUUUGCCAGGCUGUAAAUGGUGGCAUCAGCGGCUUGUACCAUGCAGCCUUUAUUUUGUAUGUAACAUUUUUUUUUUAACUCAUAUUCACGCAGAUGCUUGGACGACAGCAACACUCUUAUCACAUUCACCCACAUCAUCACCUUCACCCAUAUCUUCAUUGAUAACAAAAACAUCUGCAACAUCGUUAUCAUCAAAGACACUCAUAUCAACAUCGAUAACAGAAAAGUCAUCACCUACAUCAUCAUCGAUGACACGUGUACCAACACUGAUGGCACAAACAUCAACAACAGCAACAUUAUCAUCAUCGCCCAUAUCAACAAUGACAGCAGAAUCGACAACUGCGUCAUCACCGUUACCUGUACAAUCAUUGACAACAGAAAUAGAAAAAACAUCGCCAUCUUCAACGUCACCCAUACCAACUUUCAUGGGAGAUUCAUCGACCGCGGCGACAUUACCGUCAUCUGUACCAUCACCGAAAUCACAAGCACCACAAUCAACAAUAAAACAGUUAUCAUCAAAAACAACACAAACAACGACUGCGAAAAAAUUGGUGAGUUAUGGUGGAUUGUUAAUAACUACAGUCUAUUGAAAACACAAGCAUGAUAAAAACACAACAAAUUAUUUCACCUCAAACUCGCGCAACCUGCAAGAGAAGAUAUGAACUGCAUGGUAGCUCACAAGAAAAGAUACAAAUGUUAAUGAAAAUUGCUGAGGUCAGGAUAAUUGUCUUCUGUGAAACCGGCCAUAGCCUUUGAGAGUCAUCUCCCAUUAUUGAGGCAGCCCAUUGAGAACAAAAGUUAGUUUCCUUCAGGACUGAAGGGUCCCAACAGCUUAUUAUGAACUGCUACAGCGAAUAGGUUUAGGAACCACGCUGGAAAACCUUCGUGUCCAGGACAUGUUAAUAACUAUAAACGCCUGUUUUCAAGGCACCGCCCCCACUUGCAUUAAGGAACUCGUUAAAAUGAGAGACAACAAGUACGAUUUAAGGGGCAAUAAUACGCUAUCACUGCCAAAAGUAAAUACUACAAAGUAUGGAUUAAACUCCUUCAGAUAUUUCGCCGCAAAACAAUGGAACAGUAUUCCAAACGAAUUACGAUUAAGAGCUGGAGGACUAGAAUUUAACAAACAAGUGAGGAACAUUCAAUUUUAGUUAUCUCAUUUUGUAAUUUUAGAUGUCAGAUAUUUUAUAUUUUUACACUUCUAUGUACAUAUUUUCUUUCUUUCUUUCUUAAUAUUGAUUUGUGGAAAACCUGCAAAAUAGCUUUAGCUAAGUGUUUCUCCCACGUUAAAUAAAGAUUAUGUUAUGUUAUGUUAACAGUGCACGAAGAAUUCCUAAGACAACAACUACGAUAAUUUAAUUUGAUGCGUAACAUGACAACCGUGGAACCAUAGAAAAGGAAGGAAUAAAAGACGGUGAAAAAAAUCAAUUAAUUAUGUCUGAAUGUUGAAAGAGGCUGGUCGGUGCCAGUUAAGACAAGAGAGUUAUAAAUCGUGGUCUUUUGCCAAAGAAGAGGUCGCAAUUCUAUAAAUAAGGGAAUUUUAAUAAUCUUUAAUAAGGGGAUUUUGUUUCUGGUUUAAACCUCUGCAUGACGUCUUUCGGGGAUUCAGGUAGCUCCGAGUCUUUGAGUCCGAAGUGAACGCAGUCAGCAGACGCUGUGACAAUUAACUUUAGCCUUUAUUUGCGGACUACUCGCUAUUAGGGACUGGACAAUAGCUGAAAAGUCUCGCGACUUUUCAGCUAUUGUCCAGUCCGUAAUAGCGAGGUGUCCGCAAAUAAAGACUAAAGUUGACGGCGUCCGCCCGAAGCAAAAUUAAUAGUAAAUGCUGAUGUAGGGAAAUACUAUGGAGCAAACUUGGCCAGUUCACAAACAUUUACACAUUCCUUUGCAGGUAUCUCGGUACUCUUCAUCGAUUAGGGCUCUCAAUGUUAGCAACAAAGGUUCCUUACAGGUGAAGUCGUCUCUACCGCAAAUAACUAACUUGAUGCCUAAGUUGAAUACGGCCUUGAUCACUGGCUUAUUAAUUUCGCAUGUAUUUAUUGAUCAUUUUUAUUCUUGAAAUGAAGCACUCAAGAAUGAAAAAAUUUAGUCCAUGUUUUCAAGAUGAUUUCUUUCUGAUUUGAUAUCGGAAGGGACAAAAUUGGUUAAUUUGCUUGGUUCUUUUAGCUGAUAACAUCAAGCUGGUCAAAGACAGCCAUUCAGAUAUUGACAGAUAUUUGACAACGUUCAAUAUAAACUUAAUAUAUUCAUGAUAAAGAGUAGAUGGUCUUUCAGCGGCAUAUCUUCUGUAAUCCAUUUUACCUUUUUUUUUUCCUUUUUCACAGGAAGCAAUCAAUGCAACCAGAAUUUUUUUCGGAGAUUUACAAAAACUACCGCCAGGAGGAAAUGACAUAAAUAUACUGGUAGCCAUUCACGAACUGGAAUCAUUUGGAAUUAAAUACGGCAAGACUCAUCUCACAGCGAAUGAAAGCACAGUUAUUGUACAUGUGCAAAAAUUGUUUGGUGAGUUUUAUGCUCUGUUUGACGUCAGGUCUUUUUAUUCAUUUUUCAGUUGA
Porites lobata is the source of this 8200-nucleotide messenger RNA. Lineage: Eukaryota; Metazoa; Cnidaria; Anthozoa; Scleractinia; Poritidae. The record is from the annotation of a GenBank genome assembly.